AUGAACACCACCCAUCUUUCUAUUGAGGAACGCCGCACAAUGGAGUACCUGGAGAGCGUAAAAACGCGUCUCGUCCAACUCCACGAAUCCAUUCACUUCUUCUUGCGCUCCAUCAACCCCGAAACCACUCCCGGCACAGUAUCAUGGACGGAGCUGCACUCAAAGUUCAACGUCCUUAUCGCAAAAUACCUGCACUUAACCAACAUCCUCAACAAUCCCCAGAUCACCCUCCAACCACGGGACUACACCGUCUUCCCCUUUGAACCACCCGCAAAUGAUCAACAGGUCCAGAACCUCUCUGUUCUUCUUCGGACAAAACUCUUUCCGGAACUGGAACAGGCAGAUGAAGAGAGGAUCAAGGAGGGAACUAUCCCGGGGCUGCCUGUUCUGCCACCAUCGCCUGCACCUAAUAAGGCGGUUAACCCUACAGCUGUGAAUGUUCCUUAUGGAACUCCUGAGGAGAAGAAGCAGUGGAAUGUGUACAAGCUCAAGGUUGCGAUGCACGAUGAGCUUUGUAGGAAAGCGGACGGGAUUUUCGAACAGCAGAGAGACAUGGUUCAUACCAAGGUGCGAUACGAAUCCGACGACGAUGACGAGGAUGGCAGUGAGGAGGAAGUAGCAGUCGGAGACGAGAACGGAGGAGGAGGUACCAAGCGUGAGAGAGAUACACCAUCGGCAGCUGGAAUUAGCAAUAAGAAGGCGAAAGUUGAAGCGAACCCGUUGCCUACGGACGAGUUUUUGGGCAGCUCGUCGGCUUCGGUCUGGUAUGUGGAUGACUGGGCGGGAAAUUUGAAUGAUGUGGACGGAUACAGUUCAGGAGCAGAUGAUCAGGCGGGAGAGGGUGCUGGAGUUGAGGGCGACGGUGUGUUUGAUGACAGCUACUUUGAGGCACGGCGGCGGGAAGGCGCACUGAGUAGCGAUGACGAUGACGACGAGGAGGAGUCUAAUGAGGAGGAACUUGAGUCUUUGCAAGGCGAUGAACCCGCUGAGCAGAGUUUGGAGCAGGGGCAUGAGGAGGAGAAGGAGGAGGAGGAUGCAUUCAUGGAGGUCGUCUCGCCUGCUGCUCCUAUCAGCUCACAGAUUUCAUCAGCUGGAUCCAAUGUCAGCAUGGCCCCAGCAGUGGAGACAUUUGAGGAGGACGAUGAUGACGAAGAAGAAAUGGAGGAAGUAGAAAUCGCCUAA
Linnemannia hyalina is the source of this 1182-nucleotide messenger RNA. Lineage: Eukaryota; Fungi; Mortierellomycota; Mortierellomycetes; Mortierellales; Mortierellaceae. The record is from the annotation of a GenBank genome assembly.